Molecule: messenger RNA, 2334 nt
Organism: Coprinopsis cinerea okayama7#130
Lineage: Eukaryota; Fungi; Basidiomycota; Agaricomycetes; Agaricales; Psathyrellaceae
Product: minichromosome maintenance protein mcm7p
Exons: 9
Coding region: 1-2334 (777 amino acids)
Biological process (GO): double-strand break repair via break-induced replication; DNA strand elongation involved in DNA replication; DNA replication
Cellular component (GO): MCM complex; nucleus
Molecular function (GO): ATP hydrolysis activity; single-stranded DNA binding; ATP binding
Source: RefSeq, a predicted model, not a curated record
AUGUCCCUUACGACUGUUCCCAAUCCAGUCUACUAUAACCAGGAAAAAGAGAAAAUCCAAGAUUUUUUGUCGAAAUUCAAGGAUGACACCGCCGACCUAGUGUCCGAGUUCGCCAACAUCGAGAUCGACGAGAAUACUAGCAAUGUACCCGCAGAGGUUCAGGGUCUCAAGUAUAUGAAGCAGCUGCAACGCGUUGCGAACCGGGAGCAACAGAUGUUACAGAUCGACUUGGAGGACAUUUAUACACAUGAGGGCACGACGGGGGAACUUGUCGCCCGAAUACGAGCCAACACACACCGAUAUGUCAAGCUUUUCAGCGAAGUUGUGGACACCCUGAUGCCACUUCCGACGAAAGACAUCAGUGAACACGACGAAGUCAUCGAUGUCAUUAUUCACCAGCGUCGCGAAAGGAAUGAACAAAUUGAAGACUCACAGGGCCAAUUCCCUGUCCAUCUCUUACGACGAUAUUCUCUCUACUUCAAACCGCUCAAGAGCGACGUGGCGCUCGCCGUUAGGGAUGUCCGUGGCUCCAACCUGGGUCAACUUAUAACCGUUCGGGGCAUCGUGACGCGCGUGUCAGAAGUCAAACCACUGCUGCAAGUCAACGCCUAUACCUGUGAAGUUUGCGGCUCGGAGACCUUCCAGGAUAUCUCAAACAAAACUUUCACCCCCAUUGCCGACUGCCAAAACGCCAAUGAAUGCCUCAAGAAUGGCGUCCGUGGUUCUCUCCAUAUGCAAACGAGGGCCUGUAGGUUCAGCCCAUUCCAAGAAGUCAAGAUCCAGGAAAUGGCUGAUCAAGUCCCGGUCGGUCAUAUACCUCGGUCUAUGACCGUCCAUGUUAACGGACCCUUGACUCGCACCAUGAAUCCAGGUGACGUCGUUCACCUCGGCGGCAUCUUCCUUCCCGUCCCAUACACUGGCUUCCAAGCUAUCCGAGCUGGUCUACUGACCGACACCUACCUCGAAACUCACCACGUUCACCAGUUGAAGAAGCAAUACACCGAAAUGGAGACCACGCCGGAAAUCGAACAGACCCUCAAUGACCUUGCCAACAACCCGCAGCUGUACUCGACUCUCGCUCAGAGCAUCGCCCCCGAGAUAUACGGUCAUGAAGACGUCAAAAAGGCGCUGCUACUGUUGCUCGUUGGAGGUGUCACCAAGGUCACGGGCGACGGAAUGAAGAUUCGUGGAGAUAUCAAUAUUUGCCUCAUGGGUGAUCCCGGUGUUGCCAAAUCGCAGUUACUCAAGUAUAUCUCCAAGAUUGCUCCUCGAGGAGUCUACACCACAGGCAAGGGCUCCUCGGGCGUUGGACUCACUGCUGCUGUCAUGCGGGAUCCUGUGACGGAUGAGAUGGUCCUCGAGGGUGGUGCUCUCGUCCUCGCAGACAACGGCAUUUGCUGCAUUGACGAAUUUGACAAAAUGGAUGAAUCCGACCGCACGGCUAUUCACGAAGUCAUGGAGCAGCAAACCAUCUCCAUCUCCAAGGCGGGCAUUUCAACUACACUCAACGCUCGCACUUCCAUCCUUGCUGCUGCCAACCCCCUCUUCGGGCGCUACAACACCAAAGCGACCGUCAUCGAAAACGUUAAUCUCCCCGCUGCGCUACUUUCGCGUUUCGAUCUCCUCUUCCUAAUUCUUGACAAGCCUUCGCGAGAUGCGGAUGAACGCCUUGCCGAGCACGUCACCUUCGUCCACAUGCACAAUCGACACCCUGAACUUGAGCACGAUGUUGUCCCACCUCACAUUAUUCGGCACUUCAUUGCACGAGCAAGGCAAAAACGACCGACCGUUCCUCCUCAUGUCUCUAGCUACAUCGUCGACUCAUACGUCCGCCUUCGCAAAUUGGCCAAAGACGAGGCGAAUAACAAGACUCAGACCUACACCUCCGCUCGGACCCUUCUCGGUGUUUUGCGUCUGGCCCAGGCUUUGGCCCGGUUGCGACUCGCAGACGAAGUCGUCCAGCCCGAUGUCGAUGAGGCCCUCCGACUGAUGGAGUGCAGCAAGGACAGUCUACAGGACGAAGACGAGGAAGCUCAUGAACACGACCGAUCCGUCGCCAGUCAAAUUUACCGGCUCAUUCGCGGUAUGUUGAGUAGGAAGACGAAACCCCUUCCUCGACGUUUCGGUCGGGGCCCUGGAAGAGAGCGGGACAUGGAUGUGGAUUCGGACGAGGAAGAUGAUGAUACACUCUCCAUGGUGGAUGUCCGCGCGCGGGUCUUAAAUGCUGGAUGGACCGAGGCUCAGUUGAUGGAUUGCAUCCAUGGCUACGAGGAGCUCGAAGUCUGGACACGGAUUGCAAACGGCUCCAAGCUUCAAAUUCUUGGAGCCGACUAA